This is a messenger RNA of Ictalurus punctatus (channel catfish), 3951 nucleotides long. RefSeq names its product dimethylglycine dehydrogenase (gene dmgdh). The record is from RefSeq and is a predicted model, not a curated record. The coding region runs from base 69 to 2684 and encodes 871 amino acids. Gene Ontology annotation, cellular component: mitochondrion. Gene Ontology annotation, molecular function: oxidoreductase activity; protein binding. The transcript has 16 exons. Lineage: Eukaryota; Metazoa; Chordata; Actinopteri; Siluriformes; Ictaluridae.
CGCAAUGGGGAGGGGGCGAGUUUCAGCCACGAAGACAAGUGUGUGUCUAAUUAGAGACUUGAUGCAACAUGUCCAGAAUUUUAAACACAGUUAAUUCGCAAUUAAAAAAAGAUUUCAACUUCUUCAGGAAGUUGAGGGGAGUCACUGUGAGGGGUUUAAGCUGUACACUGCGGAAAGAAGCUGAGGAGAAAAGCGAUGGUGGUGUAGGAGCUCUGGGUAAGAGGCUGAAGGAUACAGCCGAGACUCUGAUCAUCGGAGGAGGAUGUGUCGGUGUGAGUCUGGCCUACCACCUGGCCAAAGCUGGACAGAAGGAUGUGGUGCUUCUGGAGAAGUCUGAGCUGACUGCUGGAUCCACCUGGCAUGCCGCUGGACUGACCACGUACUACCAUCCAGGGAUCAAUCUAAAGAAGAUUCAUUACCACAGCAUUAAGCUGUACGAGCAGCUGGAGGCAGAGACAGGCCAGGCAGUGGGCUUCCAUCAACCAGGAAGUGUGAGGAUCGCUUCGACUCCGGCCCGAGUGGACGAGAUGAAGUACCAGAUGACCCGCACUCACUGGCACCCCACUCCACAGUUCCUCAUCACACCCGAAAAAGUCCAUGAGCUCUUCCCUCUGCUCAACAUCGACAAGGUGUUAGCAGGUCUCUACACUCCCGGCGAUGGACACAUUGAUCCGUACUCUCUCACCAUGGCUCUCGCUGCCGGAGCUCGGAUGUACGGCGCCCAGAUCUACAGCCCCGCCCCUGUGACCGGUCUCGUCCCCACACCCGAUGGCAGAUGGGAUGUCCAGACGCCUCAUGGCACCAUCCGUGCCAAACGAAUCGUCAACGCCACAGGUUUCUGGGCGCGGGAACUUGGCCAGAUGGUUGGUCUGGAGCAUCCCACCAUUCCUGUCCAUCACCAGUACGUGGUGACAGCAACGAUUCCCGAGGUGAAGGCCCUGAAGCAGGAGCUGCCUGUGAUCCGGGACCUGGAGGGUUCGUACUACUUGCGUCAGGAGAGAGACGGCCUGCUUUUUGGCCCCUAUGAAAGAGAGGAGAAGAUGGUGCUGCAGGACUCGUGGGUCAGAGAUGGAGUCCCUCCAGGUUUUGGUAAGGAGCUGUUCGAAUCGGACCUAGACCGCAUCAUGGAGCAUGUGGAAAUGGCCAUGGAGAUGGUUCCUGUCCUCAAGCAUGCCGACAUCAUCAACAUCGUGUCCGGACCGAUCACAUACACACCAGACCUGCUGCCAAUGGUGGGGCCACAUCAGGGACUCCGCAACUACUGGACCGCCAUUGGCUUUGGGUAUGGCAUCAUUCACGCUGGUGGAGUUGGAAAGUUCCUCAGUGACUGGAUCAUGAGCGGUGAGCCCGCUUAUGAUCUGAUUGAAUGCGACCCAAACCGCUAUGGCAAGUGGACUACUGUGCCGUACUUGUGUGCCAAGGCCAGAGAGUCAUACGGCUUUAACAAUGUGGUGGGUUACCCUAAAGAGGAGCGCUUUGCUGGUCGCCCCACUAGCAGAAUCAGUGGGCUCUAUGAGCAGCUGAAGGAUAAAUGCUCCAUGGGCUUCCAUGCAGGCUGGGAGCAGCCACAUUACUUCUACAAGCCAGGAGAUGACGUGGGCUACAAACCCAGUUUCAGAAGAACAAAUUGGCACGGACCAGUCGGCCGAGAGUACAAGCUUGUAAUGGAGAAAGUGGGCGUUAUUGACCUUUCACCAUUUGGCAAGUUCGUGGUCAAAGGGAAGGACGCGCACGGGCUGCUGGACCGACUGUUUGCCAACACCAUGCCGAAGGUGGGCUUGACUAAUAUCAGUCACAUGCUGACACCCAGAGGGCGUGUCUACGCUGAGCUCACCAUUACCCAGGUCGCACCUGGAGAGUUCCUGCUCAUCACUGGCUCAGGGUCCGAACUGCAUGAUCUGAGAUGGAUAGAGGGAGCAGCAUCUGAUGGCGACUAUGAUGUGGACAUCACUAACGUGACUGAUGAUAUCGGGGUGCUGGGAGUGGCGGGCCCGAACUCUCGCAAAGUCCUGCAGAAACUCACCAACGAAGACCUGAGUGAUGGCGCCUUCAAGUUCCUCCACUGCAAAGCCAUUUGUCUGGCUGGAGUCCCGCUGCGGGCCAUACGGAUAUCAUAUACAGGGGAGCUGGGUUGGGAGCUGUAUGUGGACAUGCCAAAGCUGGCAGAAGUAUACCAGGCCAUCAUGGAGGCUGGAAAAGAAGAGGGCAUCGAUAACUUCGGCAGUUACACCAUGGCCUCCCUCAGGCUGGAAAAGGGCUUCCGAGGCUGGGGAGCUGAAAUGAACUGUGACACAAAUCCUCUCGAGGCUGGUCUGGAUUACUUCAUCAAACUCAACAAGCCUGCAGAUUUUAUUGGAAAGAAGGCACUACGGGAAAUCAAGGCCCUGGGACUAACGAGGAAGUUAGUGUAUCUCACCGUGGAUACGGACAACGUGGACCCUGAGGGAAAUGAGACUAUCUGGCAUGAUGGAAAGGUGGUUGGGAACACGACCUCUGGAGCGUACAGCUAUUCGAUUCAGCAGAGCCUGGCGUUUGGUUACCUCCCCAUUGACUUGGCCACCGUUGGUCAGAAGGUGGAGGUGGAGCUUCUGGGCCGGAAGUAUCCAGCCACAGUGGUCCAGGAGCCACUGGUGCACACCGAGCCCACCAGAACACGUCUGCAGAAGAAGAAGAGCGCAGAGUGAAGUGGGAACACCUGUUUCAGGGAACCGGUCCUCAACAAUGUGACCAGAAAAACCCCCCAGAUAAUUUUCAGUCAUGGUACUGAAUUAUGCAAUAAACUCAACACGCAGCGUUUGCAUUUCAGAAAUAAAACCCAAACGUCACGUGGCUCUGAAAUAAAAAUGGAAGGAUGCAAUUUCUUGCAUGUCUUAAAAAGGUUUAAAAAAUAUCGUGUCUUAAACAAGAUACAAUGAGCUAUUUGUGGGCCAUUGACGUUGCCCCGUUAUGAAAAAGUUAUAAAAAUGAACUUUUUGUUUUGAAAACUGGAGGUGUGAUCACAUAAAAUGCUCCUUGAUCUUCUGCUCUUUUCGCAAUCUAAAAUGCUGAUGAUGUUAAUUAUAUGGCAUACAUUAUUGUUAUCAAGUUUUUUACUAGACAUUGCUGCAAUGAAUUUGGUGGGUUUUUUUGUUUUUGUUUUUGUUUUUUGGAAAGGGUUGUAUGUCCAGGAGAUUUCAGGCAGUUUAAUUUUUACCAGGAAUAUAUUGAAGUAAUAUAACAUUAUGGGACAUUAUGGAAUUAAACCAUUUAUUGCUCAGUCGAAUGAGAAAACUGGGAGCACAAGGCUUUUUUGAGCUAAACAAAUGAAACAUUUAACCUUUAACCUCACAGAUUAAGAUCAGUUAUGGCACUUUAAUCAUGUCAAUCUAGUAGUCCUAUAAUUUCUUUCUUUCAACAGACUUUUUUUUUAAUGUCCACGAUGCCUAAUAAUAAGACCUUUGGGCAAAAUGAUAAGGCAAAUGACAAAGAGUACUGUGGAAAAAUAUACUAGUAAAACUUGGAGGUUUGACGGUAUUAAAGAUUUUAGCAGCAGAUUAUUGCUUUCAUCUCAUUAACCUCUUCCAUUGCAUGUUGGAGUUGUAAGUCAUUUUUUUUUUUUUUUUAAAUCUAAAUCAAUCUUAUAAAGUAGAAUAGUGAUUUUGUUGUUUACAUAAGAAAUUUAUAUCUACCUUGAUCGAAUGAAUAAUUAUUUUUGCUUCAGUGUUGAAUGUAAUUUGGCAGAUUCAAUUCCGUUCAUUUAAAUAUCUUCGAGGCAUUAGAAGUUGAACUCAGUUUUGGUGCCUAUAACAAACUGACUUCAGUCUUGUGUUGUUGUUGUUUGUUUUUCCGUUAAUGACAGGAACCAUUGCUGUCACUGGUCUUACCCUAAAGUAUUCCUGUAAAUUUGAAUGUUUAUUCUUUUGUUUUUAAAUUUUAUGUUCACAGAUUUUGAAUAAACUCAUCAUUACUGAA